Arachis ipaensis is the source of this 4536-nucleotide messenger RNA. RefSeq names its product kinesin-like protein KIN-14I. Gene Ontology annotation, biological process: microtubule-based movement. NCBI's taxonomy places the organism in Eukaryota, Viridiplantae, Streptophyta, Magnoliopsida, Fabales, Fabaceae. The record is from RefSeq and is a predicted model, not a curated record. Gene Ontology annotation, molecular function: ATP binding; microtubule motor activity; microtubule binding. Gene Ontology annotation, cellular component: microtubule cytoskeleton.
CAGAGAAGAGAAUAGAAUAAAAUAGAACAAACAAGAAAGCGAGAGAAAGGACCAACAAUCAAUAAUCCAAACCCCAUUUUCCUUUUUCUCGCUUUCUUAAAUUCUUUCUCAUUCCCCUCUCUGCAAUACAUAUUCAUUAUUCUUUCAUUCUUUCAUUUAUUUAUUCAUUCAUUCAUUAAUUAAUUAUUAGUUGUUUCUUUUUGUUUUGUUUUUUCAUUCCUAACUCUCUGAAUUUUGCUAUUUUUCUCCGAAAAGCUCAAGCUUGUUUUCCUCUUACAUUGUCUUUUGUCUUUGUUUUGAUCCACGUACAUUAUUUUUGAAUUCAUUGCUGGCUCUCCCAGCGGUUUUUGGAUUCUUUUUUUCAUUUUUCCUGUUUGAGUUUAUACUCCGAGGCAUAGUUAUUAUGACGACGGAGGAAGCUGUGCCAUUCAAUACUGUAUCCGUUGUGGAAGACAUUCUUCAGCAGCGCGGCGGCCACUUCGACGGCAAGUUGGCGUCACGGCGAGACGAAGAAGCAUCGGUGAGAAGAAAUGAAGCUACUGAAUGGAUGCGUAAAACACUUGGAGUAGUCGCAGGGAGAGACUUGCCAGCAGAGCCUUCUGAGGAAGAUUUCAGGGUUGCCUUGCGAACCGGUAUUAUCCUCUGCAAUGUUCUCAACAAAGUUGUACCCGGUUCAAUUCCUAAGAUAAUUCAAGCCCCCAAGGAUUCUGUUCUAGUGACUGAUGGAGGAGCACCGAUUGUGUUUCAGUAUGUUGAAAAUGUGAAGAGUUUUAUUGAAGCUGUGGGAGAAAUGGGGAUUCCCACCUUUGAAGCUUCCGAUAUGGAAAAGGGUGGAAAUUUAUCAAGGGUGGUGAGUUGUUUGUUAGAGCUCAAAUCCUAUGCGGAAUGGGUACAGGGAGGGAAAAUUGGGUCAUGGAAAUUGGCUGGCCUUCCAAAUUCAAAACCACCCUUGAUGAAAACCCUUCUAAGAAGAAACUCUGAACCAUCCAUGAUGAAAUCCAUGGGGAACACAUUAGGGGAGAAAGAUUCUUCUGCUACUGACAAUGAUCCCAAGUCUAACCUCAUCCAGAUGAAUUCAACCUAUCCUUCUUUAAUUUCAUUAGUUCGUGAGCAUUUGUCAAAUAAGAGGACAGAAGAAAUUCCUUUUGUAGUUGAAUCCCUGCUCAGUCAAGUCAUGAAUGAGUUUGAACAUCGAUUGCUUGAACAACAUGAAAGGAUUAGAACAAUUCAACAAGAAAAAGUAUCAUCAUGUAAACCAGAUGAAGAUCGAUUGCCUGAACGACAAGAAACGCAGGUUAAAACAAUCCAACAAGAAAAAGUAUCAUCAUCUAAACCAGAUGAAGAAAGAUUGCCUGAACGACAAGAAACGCAGGUUAGAGAAAUUCAACAAGAAACAGCAUCACCAUUCAACCCAGAUAAACAGCGACUCAUUGAACAACAAGAAGCGAAGCUUAGAGAAAUUCAAGAGCAGCUUAGAGCAGCUCAACAAGAGCAGCUUAGAGCAGCUCAACAAGAGCAGCUUAGAGCAGCUCAACAAGAGCAGCUUAAAGCAAUUCAACAAGAACAGCUUAGAGCAAUUCAACAAGAUAAAGUAUCAUCAUCUAAACCAGAACCUUUGGUUUCAAAAGCUGCUCCUAUUGACGAAGAGAUGGAAGAAAAGGAAGAGAAGAUAGAUACAAAAGAAGAAACAAUGGAAGAAAUGAUGGAAGAAACACAGGCCGAAGAGGUUGAGAUGGAAGAAGAGGAGGAAGAAAUAGAUGAGAUGGAAGAAAAGGGAGAAGAAACAAAAGAUCUAGAUCUUCCUCGGGACAAUGGACCAAGCCUCGAGUUCUUAAGACAACAAGAGAAUAUCCGAAAAGAAGAGUUACUCCGACAAGAAGAGAUAAUCCGACAAGAGAGAGCUCGACAUGAAGAGAUAAUCCGAGAAGGGGAGAGACUCCGACAAGAAGAGUUACUCCGACAAGAAGAGAUAAUCCGACAAGGGGAGAGAGCUCGACAAGAAGAGAUAAUUCGACAAGGGGAGAAAGUCCGACAAGAAGAGUUAAUCCGACACGAAGAGAUAAUCCGAGAAGGGGAGAGAGUCCGACAAGAACUAAUCCGAGAAGGGGAGAGAGUCCGACAAGAAGAGUUAAUCCGACAAGAAGAGAUAAUCCGACAAGCGGAGAGAGCUCGACAAGAAGAGAUAAUCCGACAAGGGGAGAAACUCCGAGAAGAAGAGAGAGCUCGACACGAAGAGAUAAUCCGGCAACACGAGAGAACCCUGCAACAAGAGAGAGCUCGGCAAGAAGAGAUGAUCCGGCAACAAGAGAUAGUCCGACAACAAGAAAGAUCCCGACAACAAGCGAUAGUCCAACGACAACAAGCGAUAGUCCAACGACAAAACAAGAGUCUCCAGGAUUUGAAAACUAUAGUCCAUCAAACAAAAUCAGGAGUACAGGCUAUGCACCAGAAGUACCAGGAAGAUUUCCUCGUACUAUGCAAGCAUGUGCGUAGCUUAGUUUCUGCUGCUGCAGGAUAUCAGAAAGUUCUUGAGGAGAACCGUAAGUUAUAUAAUCAAGUGCAGGAUCUGAAAGGGAAUAUUAGGGUGUACUGCAGAGUUAGACCCUUCUUGGGCGCUCCAUCGCCCAAUCAGAGUGUCGGUAGUAUUGAUGACGGAAGUAUCUCAAUCUUAACACCUUCAAAUUAUGGGAAAGAGGGGAAGAAGACAUUCAAUUUUAACAAAUGUUUUGGUCCUAGUGCAACACAAUCACAAGUUUUCGCCGACACACAACCUCUGAUUCGGUCAGUGUUGGAUGGAUACAAUGUCUGCAUAUUUGCCUAUGGCCAAACAGGAUCAGGAAAAACAUUCACUAUGUCUGGGCCAGACGAUCUUACCGAGGAAACCAUGGGUGUCAACUACCGUGCCCUGAAUGAUCUUUUCCUACUUCAGGAUCAGAGGAAGGACACCAUUAUCUAUGAGAUUGGUGUUCAGAUGCUUGAGAUUUACAAUGAGCAAGUCAGAGAUCUACUAUGCACAGAUGGAGCUACCAAAAAAUUAGAAAUUCGCAACCGUUCCCAGAACGGACUCAAUGUGCCUGAUGCCAACCUUGUUCCUGUUGCAACAACUGCUGAUGUCAUAAACUUGAUGAACUUGGGAAACAAGAAUCGAGCUGUUGGUUCUACUGCCAUGAACUCUCGUAGUAGCCGUUCUCACAGUUGCCUAACAGUUCAUGUUCAAGGAAAAUACCUGACAUCGCCGAAAACCAUUCAUGCUAGCUUGCAUCUGGUUGAUCUAGCAGGAAGCGAAAGGGCUGAUAAAACUGAAGCUACUGGAGAUAGGCUCAAGGAAGCUCAGUAUAUCAACAAGUCACUUUCUGCCUUGGGAGAUGUUAUCUCUUCCCUUGCUGCAAAGAGUUCCCAUGUUCCCUACAGGAACAGCAAACUCACCCAACUGCUUCAAGAUUCUCUUGGUGGGCAAGCAAAGACACUAAUGUUUGUUCAUAUUAGUCCUGAGCCUGAUGCAGUUGGAGAAACACUUAGUACACUUAAGUUUGCAGAACGUGUUGCCACUGUUGAACUUGGUGCUGCUAAAGCUAACAAUGCUGGUGAUAAUAAAGCUGGUGGUAAUAACACUAAUACUAGUGGUGGUAGCAGUAAAGAUGGUGCUGAUGUCAAAGAUCUCAAAGACCAGAUUGCUAGCUUGAAGGCAGCCUUAGCAAGGAAGGAUGCAGAACUAGAACAAUAUCAAGGCAUGAACCUUGAUGGAGCAAAGUUGAAUAAAUCUCAUGGAUCCACUCCUUCACUACGUAAUUUGGGUUCUACUGGAGGUGCUAGGAAGCUGCCAAGAGAUGAUUCUGCUAACUCAGAGGGCCAAAACCAGGACGAAUCGAAGCUGAAAAGAAGAAGCUUAGAUUACGAGGACAUGGAAACUGGGUAUGAAAAUUCUGGGGACUGGAUGAACAACCAUAAUAAUAAGAUGGCAAUGGCGAUGGCAAUGAAGAGGAAUGAUAGCUUAACUAGUAAUGAUAGCCUAGUGGCACAAUGGGAAGCAGAUAACAAACCAUCAUCUCCAUCUUCUAGUCCAACUUCAUAUGAUUAUGAUGAUGAUAUGGCAACCAAUGAUAAUUCAUCUGAGGCAUCAGACAUGAACUGGCAACCAACACCUAAAUCAACCUCCUCCACUCCUUCAAACGCCUCAUCAAGCCUUAAACCAAAGAAAACAACAACUACUACUCCUCUUAAACCAACAAAGACCGUGGACAGGAGUCCUGCAUCAUCAGCUCCCGCACCAGCAGCAAGGAAACCAGCAGCAGCAGUAGGUAGUCAAGUAAAAAAGGUUGCAGCGACUGAUGUAAAGAAAAGAAUUGGGGGUGCCAAGUGAAAAAGUUGUUACAAUUAUUAAUGCCAAUUCAUGUUUUCUUGCUCCACUACUGCAUGUAUUUAAAAUUUUUGUGAAGGGAAGAGAGAGUGGUUUUUGUAUGUCUAUGUAUGUAUAUUAUUCUUUGCAGCGUUACAAUGCGUAAGUUGGUGCCAAAAUUAUAUGAAAAGAUAUGGUGU